Molecule: messenger RNA, 831 nt
Organism: Rotaria sp. Silwood2
Lineage: Eukaryota; Metazoa; Rotifera; Eurotatoria; Philodinida; Philodinidae
Source: the annotation of a GenBank genome assembly
AUGCCGCCUAAAGCUAGACUCGAACAAGAUGCUUUUGAAAAAGCACUUCAAGCACUUAGCACUGAUGAAGUCGCUUUCUUAGAUAGAGCUACACCAUUAUCAGACAUAUGGGGUCAUCUUUGUCUUUUAAUGGGUAAAGCAAACAACAAAAAAAAUCAACGUGCAUGCUUUGAUCUAUGGAAUCGCAAGCAAUACCAAUUGCACAAUAUUGUGAAUAAUACUUUGCAGACACAACAAUCGGAUAUACCUGUAACUCAUGAUAUUACUCAAGCAAUUUCAUCAGAUUUAGCAACUCAUACAGCCACUGCAACUAAUAACGAAAUCAAACAAGUACAUUGUUCAUCACUAAGCGCAACAGAAGAACAAUAUCAAGAGUUCAUGAAACAGUUAUGCGAACUUUUAUAUCAACAACAAAAGAAUAUUCCUGUGAUAUGUACUCAUGAUGUUCAUUCUGUACGCUGUUCCGGUGAUAUUGUUGCUAUUAAAAUUCUUUGCAAAUGUGCCGAAUCAUCUGAUAACUUAAAUAAUCAAAUGAAAAAAUCAUCAGAUAUUCAUUUAUCAAAUGAUAGCGAUGAGAAAUAUUCUAAAGCCGGAAAGAAUGUAAACCGUGACUCACCUAAUCCUCAAUUGAAUCAAAUAAUAAGUAAUAAUCGAGAUUUUCAGGAUAAAGAUAUAGAAUCAUCAAUUGACAUUAUGAAUACUACAAGUGCAACUAUAUCACCUAUUCAUACUCCACCUCGGUUGUUUAUGUCACCGACAUCAUCAUCAUCAUCAGUAAUUGAUUUGAUAAAUAAUGAUUUUCAAAAAAUAACUUUUAUUUAUAAUACAUAG